Opisthorchis viverrini is the source of this 1017-nucleotide messenger RNA. RefSeq lists its product as hypothetical. Lineage: Eukaryota; Metazoa; Platyhelminthes; Trematoda; Opisthorchiida; Opisthorchiidae. The record is from RefSeq and is a predicted model, not a curated record. Bases 1 to 1017 code for a protein of 338 amino acids. The transcript has 5 exons.
AUGGGGAGGUCCGUGGUUCGAGCCCCACCAAUGCCUCUUGAAUUUCCCUGUCCAGGAUUGGGCAAUCUAGCAGUAUCCCAGUCCUCGUGCUUCUUUCGGGUGGCGUGGCAGCUACGCACCGAAAAGUUGUUACAGUUGAACGAUUCAAAAAAAGAACUGCAUGAACAGACUGGUGCAAUCGGCAAAAUGGUGCAUGAGGCUACCGCUACUGCAUGCUGCGGUUGUUGGUUAGAGCGCGAAUUUACUGACCGGAAGGUCCGUGGUUCGAAUCCGACCUCCGCCUCUCGAAUUCCCCUGUCUAGGCUUGGGCGACCUGGCAGUAUCCCAGCGCUCGUGCUUCCUUCGGGUGGCAUGGCAGCUAGGCACCGGAAGGGUGUUGCAGCUGGACGAUUUUUUAUUGUUUACGGAGUACGGUAUGAUGGCCUCAAGUAUGGUUACAGGGCCAAACAAGGGCCGGACUCGUCGAAGGUCUCGGAGCUACAAGAGGAUCUGAACAGCACUGAAGCCCUUUUCGCUGCAACACGAUCUCAGGGAUUUGGUGACGUCGUGCGUGGUCGCAUUCUAGCCGGCAACUUUUUCCUCCUUAGAACUCAGAGAGACCGACAUCUGGACGCUGCACGGCGUCUUUGGAGGUUGAUAAAAGAAGAUUUUGAAAAGGCAGGUUCCAUCGUUGAUUUACCAUUAAGCAUUUUCCGUACACAAAGUGGUGUCCGCCAGGGAUACCCAUUUUCGCCAUUUCUAUUAAACUUGGCGACUGAUGAAAUCGUGAGGCGAAUGCUGGAAGUUCUCCAAAACCCCGAAUAUGCAGGUGACAUCGUUCUCAUCUUCGUAGAGGAGGAGAAGGCGCAAGUGUUCUUGGAUGAACUGACCAAAGUCAUCCCGUCCUUUGGUAUGCACUUUGCACCUACAAAGUGUAAGGUCAUGCUCGUGGACAUGCAGUCACUGAACACGCCAUUUACAACCCAGAGGAAGCAUCGAAGUUGUGGAGCGUUUUACAUAUCUUGGAAGUUGUAUUAG